UCGGCGAGAGACUAAUAAUUAAUUCAGCCGGGCCGUUGAAAAUUCCGCAGAUACAACAGCAACAAACUGAAAUCAUGGAGAACAAAAAAUCACAGAGAGGUCCGAGGACAACUAAAGAGCAAUUCAAUAUGAUGGUCAGCACGAUGCAGAAGUAUCCCGUUGUGGCAAUGGGAGUCAAACAUGUUGAUGGUAAUCCCUAUGCACGCGAGCAGUGUAAAAGCGUUUGGAUUGAUUUGGCGCAACGACUGAACGACAUUGGACCACCUAAUCGCAGUAUCCUAGUGUGGCAAAAGGUGUGGAAUGAUCUCAGACUUAAAGUGAAAAAAAGACAUGAUCCUGAGAAUGUAGUUCGAGUCAAUCGUGCGAGCAAUCUACAGAGUCAUGAGUUAGCGGUUGGCAAAAUCCUAGGGUGGAAUAAAAAUGAAAACCAUCAAGGUACAUCCUUCGUCGCAUCACCAGAAUCGUCGUUCGAUGAAAAUCAAGAUAACGAUACUUCGACCUCCGAUAUCAUUGUAAAAGAAGAAUCACGUUGUUCUUUGGAAUCACAAAUAUCAGAAGAAAACAUAACAAAACCACUUGGUACAGGAAAUCCCGAUUGUCCCGACCCACUGAUCAACCCGCAAGAAAGUCCCGGCAAGAUUCGAAAAGCAAACAAUUCUCCAGUUGUUCGUGAUGCCGACCAGAAAACACUGCUCGAACAACAAAACGAAUUGCUGGAAGUGUUAGUAGAAAACAGCAAUCAGCAAGUCCAAUAUAUGCGAGAAUCGUUAAAGUUGCAAAAACAAAAAUUUGAAUUCAAACGAAAACACCUGGAAACGAUGGAGAAAAUUAAGCAGGACGAGCUAAAACUCCGCGCCCAAAUGUUGGAAUGCCGUAAACUGGAACUAGAAUUAAAACGCGCGGCGAACGACGAUGAGUCUGAUUGAAUGUAUAGGUUGGUUCGAUAUUUUAAAACCACCCAAUUUUUAUAAUUUGACAGUGCAAACAUUAAUCACGAACUGAAUCUUUGAAUAGAUAGAUCAAAAUCUAAUCCACAUCUAACCCAUUCCAAUAGGUAUUCAAAUUUAUUCCAUAAAACUUAUCGAGCAAAAAGAAGAAAAAGGUAGGGUUCCAUUUGAGCUACACGGUUGAUUUAAGUGAGAACAAUCGUCACUCUAUAUUGCGAAGGAUGGAGUCAUUUGGGGUAACGUUUGUGAACAUUGAUUAUCAGGUAUGAAGUAACAGAACGAUGUGUUUCAAUAUGAAAUUCUGGGCAGUUUAAGCAGUUCCUGAACAGUAUCGCCAAAAGCUGGACGAGAUGAUAGAAGAUACAAACGGAUCUGGUGUCGCCGAGAGUAGUUGGAGAAUAUCCACAAUGCAAUGACUACAACAAAAAGUGUCAGGCAUUGUCCAACGACGGCAACGAAAUAUGUAGUUGAUUUGGUUAGAAGUAUCAGCGAGUAUCGGACGAGAAAAACACUGCCAGGAGUCGGAUGGUAAUGCCUGUUAUCCGAUUUAACGGAGAACGGAUUAACAAGAAAUAAAUCCUCCAUUGAAAGAGAAGCCAGCACGAAAAACAUGGAUAGAAUUGAUUUGCGGAAGUCUUAAGCGCAAUGAUCAAGAGUGUAAUUUGCUAAUACACUUGAUAAUGGUAGCA
Molecule: messenger RNA, 1636 nt
Organism: Armigeres subalbatus
Lineage: Eukaryota; Metazoa; Arthropoda; Insecta; Diptera; Culicidae
Exons: 5
Coding region: 75-926 (283 amino acids)
Source: RefSeq, a predicted model, not a curated record